Messenger RNA from Thrips palmi, 3155 nucleotides. Its product is annotated as coiled-coil domain-containing protein 102A. The transcript has 10 exons. The record is from RefSeq and is a predicted model, not a curated record. Bases 178 to 2079 code for a protein of 633 amino acids. NCBI's taxonomy places the organism in Eukaryota, Metazoa, Arthropoda, Insecta, Thysanoptera, Thripidae. Gene Ontology annotation, cellular component: myosin complex.
GAUCGAGAUCCAGUGGGUUGUUUUUUUUUUUAAGUCGUUUGGGAGUAGUGUCGGAAGCCCUAAUUUAUUCCAUUUAGACGACGUGUAAAUUUACCAAUGUCUGGAAUUAUAUGCUUGUUUAAACGGAAUCAUUGACGUGUUGAUCCUAGGUGUUGAGUGGGGCUGUAAUCGACAAGGAUGGCUCAAACACACAGUGUCAGCAUGCCUGGAGGAACGUCUUCUCGGCGACAUGGCCAUCACAACCACUCUCAUGAGACAGGUUCCUUAUCCAUGCCAUCUGGUAGGCAUGGUGAUACAGAAUGGGAAGCAAAAGAAGCUCAUCGACAAAGGGAACUGGAGGAAGCCCGUGCCCGGGCUGCACAGAUGGAAAAAACAAUGCGUUGGUGGUCCGAUUGUACUGCUAACUGGAGGGAAAAGUGGAGCAAGGUACGAAAUGAAAGAAAUUCUGCCCGAGAAGAAAGUAAGAUGCUACGUUCUAAACUUGAAAUGGCUAUCAAAGACAGAAAUAGCUUCAAACGAGAAAAGCUUGAAUUGGAAACACAGAAUGAUCGAUUGAAGAGGGAACUAGAGAAAAUCCACCUCCUUCUUUUAAAACAUGAUGAUCAGACAUUAUUGGUGGAAGCAUUGGCCCAUGAGGAUCCUGAGAGAGAUUUGACAGUUCAGAAACCAGCCAGACUUACGGGCUCCUCGCCUGUCAGCAGCAGCAGCUUGCCAUCACCAAAGGCAGCAUCCAUCAACAGCCGAAGCCCUACUGCCUGCAAUGGGAAUGGUGGAGAGUCUGACAGUUCUCGCAAAAGCACUGCUGACCUGCACAACAAGAUGUGCAGAGAGCUGAAUAUAGAGGAGUAUGUUCUCCAGGGAGCAGUACCUCGGCAUGCUGUUGAAAUGUACUACUCAAGUGGCAAAGAAAAUGCUCUUGACGCGGAAGAAAAUGCUGACAGCCUUCUUUGUCCCCGGGGUGGACUUGAAUCACCUGAUGCAGCUGCAACUGAAGAUGGCAAAGCCUUGAGGAGUCAUUCACCAAAUGCAGUGGAUACCUUGGGCUCACAUUAUGAUGUGGGCAGUGGUAGCAGUGUUGGUGGUGAACCGGGGGAAGAGCGAGGGCGCAGAGGACGAGUGGGCGAUCACAACCGUUCAGUGUCAGCCUGUUCUUCAUCCCCAGAUCGUGAAAUAUUAAUUCAGAGACUUAUGUCAAAACUGGAAGAAGCUACAAAAACUAUACAGACACUAAAUGAGGAGAAAUUGACCAGGCGAAACACGAUUGAGCGUUUGGAAGCUGAACUGCUUGAGUUAAAAGUUAGAUGUGAGGAUCUGUGGCAAGAACGACAAAAAGCAGUGAGAGACUUACUCCAGCUUGAAUCUCUUCAAGAGGAUGAAGUGCGACACAUUCGAGCAGAACUUCAAGAUGAAGCAUCAAGUCGAGAGGGGAUGGAUCGUCGUCUGGCGGAUCUCAGAUCAGAGCUAGAGAGGUUGCAAGCUGAGAAUGCUGUUGAAUGGGGUAAAAGGGAACGUCUUGAAACCGAGAAGCUGGGGCUGGAGCGUGAUAAUAAGAAACUUAAGGCAGAAUUGAAGGAUGUUCAAGAACGGCUUGCAGAACGACGUGCCAAACCAACCUCUGCUUCCUCUGAUGCGGAAUUGAGACAAUGUCAGCAAGAGCUAGCUGAUAGAACCAAGGAAUUAUCAAGUCUGAAACAUUCUCAAAACAAGCUUAAAAAAAUUAUCCAAGAAAAGGCAACAGAGCUUGCCCAUGCUGCACGCCGUGCUGAGCAGUAUGAAGCUGAAGUGAAACGCCUGCGAGGGCGAGUAGAGGAGCUCAAGCGUGAUUUAGCCAUUGCCGAAGAUGAAGUUGAUGUAGCCUCAAACAACAUAAGGAAACUGCAAAGGACUAAUGAUGAGCUGCAAGAACAAGUUGAGAGUUUACAAGUUCAACUAGACCACACACAAACUAGACGUGAUACUGAGAACUCAGCUUCACCAUCGGGCAGUAAUGGAGAUGAUGAGGCAGAACCAGAUGCAGAUGAUGAAGAAGGUGAAGGAGAUGACUCAGAAACUCUACAUCCUCGAGUCAUCUGUCAAUAAGGAAUCCUAAACACUUGCUUGAACAAGGCAGUGAUGAUGAUGACGAUGAUGACGACGACGAUGAUCUCAACUUGUAUUAAAUAUGAAAGCAUUAAUGCAUUUCUAGUCAAUGCCUAAGUAAUUAUUUUUUUUGGUUUCUCAUAUUUUUCUGUAUCUAAGCAACUUCAAUGUGGCAUACAUUCCACUACUUUUUAUGGGUCGUAGACCUUAAUUUUAAUUUAGACAAAUUCUGUUUUAUGAACUUACUUGCACCAGCAUGUUAAGUUUAUCGAUUUGUAGCAUAGUUUUGACUGACUUGGUUUAUUCGUUUGGGCUCAGUAUGUCUGUAUAACGUCAUAGUUUUCUGUGAUAUGAAUGUGAAUCUACUAAGAGAAUUAUUUAAAACACUUAAAGAGCACCUUAGUUCACUGUUAUUUUCAGAUCAAUGCUACUCAGUAAGAGAGAUACAAGCUUUACAAGUUAUAUAACAUUUUUGAAUGUUGGUAAUGAAGGUGAUCUAUUUAUUUUUGGCUUCUAUACUUGUUGUCUUCUACCCUCUUUCUUUUUUUUCUUCUCGAAUUUUAAAGUAAUUUCCCAAACGGAAUAUCCACUCAAAGCAAUAUAAGAAGUGUGCUAGAUGGAAUUCCUGAAUAGCAUAAAUAUCUGAAUGCAAUGGCCCCUGGCUAUGGUCACAAGAUUGUGGCUUUUUUGUUUAUGUGAGCUUCAAUGUUAAUACUUUAGAAAUGACUUUAAACCAUCAAUGGUGGCAACAUAAAAAGUAAUGUUAUUAUAAGAGAAAUUAAGUUGCUGAAGGCCUAUGAAUGUUACACAUUGAGGGGCAUUAUUUGUUCCUGCACUGGUUUUGCUGUAAUUACUGUAAGUUGUUAAUAUGUUUCUGUUAUAGCCUAUGUUCAGCAGCAAUAAUCUUAGUAUUAAUCUCAUUGUUGUAUUAUAUUGUGUUUUUAACUAUUUAUUUAGGUCUAUGUCUCAUUGAUUUUUAUAUCAAGUUUUGUUCCUAGUCAAAAUGUGGCCAACAUGUCAUGUAUUAUAAUACAAAAUAGAUCAUGGUGGGACUUAGUUCUGCUCUCUCCGCAUUA